Molecule: messenger RNA, 901 nt
Organism: Oldenlandia corymbosa var. corymbosa
Lineage: Eukaryota; Viridiplantae; Streptophyta; Magnoliopsida; Gentianales; Rubiaceae
Source: the annotation of a GenBank genome assembly
CUUCGGACGACAACAUGGUGGCAGCAAUGAAUUCCAUCAAUGGAUCUGACUUUCAGAACAUGAAUCCGCUGAGAAGCCUGGGUCCUCUACACCACUGAACCUGGAAACUUUGGUUCCAACGACAAAACGAAUAUCUCCCUGGUGGACCUGCAAUAUCCCUGAUGGAUUUCCUUACGAAAUUAUGAAAAGAUGAGACCAAAAUCACACCAUCUUGACUCCCAUGGAGCCGAGUCCUCCUUACCGAUGAGAAAGGCUGUGAAAGAUAAGCUAGUUGCUACUCUGCCUUGCGAGAUAUCAAUGACCUGGAACCUUCGCCUGAGGACUUUUACUUCGAAGGAAUUUUUUAUCCGUCUGUCCUGCUGGCGCCAGGGUAGCAUCCCUGUGUUGACCCGGGAUUAUGUUGGAGGAUGUGCUCGGUCAGAUUCAUCAGAGUCUUUGGUUGACCAGAACUUGAAGUCUCCUGCCAAUAGGACAGGAGGGUCUGUCGCUGAGGUUUUCAACUGGAUGGUGGACUCUCUGUCUUCUGGUAACAUGAAGGGUUUAAAAUCUGGAAUGUUGAUUGCUGGGUGGGACGGCAAAAGGGGUCCUAGCUUGUACGGCUUGGAUUUUGAGGGGAAGCGUCAUCAUGGGAAACUGUUUGCCUGCGGAGAAUGUUCAGAACUCGGUGCUGGUGUUCUUUGUACCAAGAAAUUUCCCUACAUAUCAGCUGAUGAAGGUGGAAAGUUUGCCAGGGUUGCAAUUCGCACUGCUGUAGCUCGAUCUAUUUAGUUUUAGUGCAAGUGAUGGAAGUGUUGUCGAUGGAGCAAGUGAAAGUGUCACAGUUUACUCUGUAGGACCUGCUGGUUGGGGCUCAACACAAAACUGAUGAAGAGCAGGAUCCAUUUAUUGCAUUAUCUUUUUU